Messenger RNA from Nymphalis io (European peacock), 2393 nucleotides. RefSeq lists its product as uncharacterized. Lineage: Eukaryota; Metazoa; Arthropoda; Insecta; Lepidoptera; Nymphalidae. The record is from RefSeq and is a predicted model, not a curated record. Gene Ontology annotation, molecular function: acyltransferase activity, transferring groups other than amino-acyl groups. The coding region runs from base 175 to 1020 and encodes 281 amino acids. The transcript has 5 exons.
CAAACCGAUCUCGACGCACACGCGCGCCCAAGGUUCGCUACGCCAAGCAACGCCGGCCCCUCGCGGCCAGGAGCCCUGCAAGGCGCUUCCACACCCUAAAACACGACACCGAUCCAUCUGGGGGGCACAGCACCAGCGCCGGCGUUAGCAAACAGGGCUCCGCGGGCUAAAGAGAUGGAAAUCGUUCCUGAGGGAAAAAACUUCCGAUUGGUAACCGAAGACGAGCUCCCAGCGGUAGCCGAUAUCUUAGUGCAGUAUAUGCCUGAAUCUUUAAAGUUUCAUCAAACGAUUCAAACAUAUCUAAACAACAAGGUGUGGGACUUCCAUUUUUAUGUAGCGAAAAAUUGGCCGGAGGAUCCGAUUUGCCUACAUUUCCCUGGAUGCACUAGCACGCCCAACAGUCAUAUUUAUGAGAGCGUAACUAUAUUCUGUCCAUCGGAGCGUGCAGAACUGGUUGAUUUGUUGACAUCCGAAGACGUGUUGCUUGAUCUAACUCAACCAUUGUACCUGAACUUUACUCACCAGGCUAUUGUAGACCGCUUUGAAAAGCGCUAUGAAGCCCACGACAAAAUCACUGGUGACGUAUACGUGUGUGACAAACCACCUGAAGAACCCACUACUGAUGAACUGCCACCGGACGUGGAGUUAGUUCGUUUACAGCCAGAACAUAUGAAGGCAGUUCACGAUUUGUACCCAGCUAGUGAUAUAGAGUGCCGAGAAGUUUUCGAGAAGCUGGUUGCAGAACUGCCUGCAUAUGGAAUAUUUGUUGAAGGGCAGCUGGCCGCUUGGAUGGUACAAUCCUAUUAUGGAGCCAUGUUUUCAAUGCAAACGCGACCUGAAUUUCGUAGGAAAGGCUAUGGGAUUUUCUUAGCGAGGCGUCUAACCAAGGAGGUCGCCGCUCGAGGCUAUAAGCCGUUCGUCGUGAUUCGUCCGGAAAACGACGCAUCCCGUUCCCUCUACUCUAAGCUCGGUUUCGAGAAACGUUUCCGAACGGUGCGCGCCGUUUUGCGUCCUCGCUAAUGCGUUAAAGUUGAUCACUAGCAGAUUUUAUUUUUUUAAGACUUUUGAAAAAAAUCAAUUUAGCUUACGAUCUUUGAUCGUUUAGAAAAUUUUAGUAGUAGCUAUAAGAAGGAGCGGCUCUUGCUUUUGAUAUGCAUUUUGUAACAGAUGUACCUAUGUUUUUUUUUUAAUUUAAAUGUUGGUAUCAACCCUAUCAGUGACGAUAAAAUAAUAUUAAUAACCUUUCAAUAUAUUUAUAUUAUAUGUAUGUUUUUGUAUGUUUGUUUAUAUGUAUGUUUAAAUUAUGGGAGUAAAACUGAAGUAAUAUUUUUUUUUCAUAAAAAAUGUUCUAUAUAAUUGCACAUAACAAGCAGAUUUGAAAGCAAUAGCCGUUCGCUGCGUUUUAGCGCCAGCCUAGUUUCUGAUCUUAAUGACGCUAACUUGUCAAGAAAUUUGGAGUCUUGGAUCAGACAACGUUAAUAUUUCAAUUUACGCUACGCUACUAUUCCGUUAGCGUAAAUAAUUUCUUAAAACUCAUUGUAACGCUCAAUUUUAAUGUUUCAAAUUAUUUGGCGGUAUCAAGAUGUACCAUACUUCUUGACAUAGUUAACCUCUACAAAUAUCUCAUUUAGGCGAACGCUUCAUUAUCACUCGUUGAUCGAGCGGAACUAUCUGUCUCAUGGUUUAUAAAAUUUUGGGACUCGUUAUGACCUGUACGAUAGAUAAAACGUAUUCCUACUUAUUAAAAUACAGUAUACGUGUAUACCUGGCCUAGGUGAUGUGUACAUGUGAAAUACAUGAGAAGAAAGUUACCGUCGUAGCACUCGCGAGUUGCACAAUAAUUCUUCGAAAGAUUUAAGCACCAUUAUUAUUCAUCUGACGCUAGGAAUACGGUUCUAUAAAAGUUUAAGGCUAUAAUUUUUACGACCUCCAAUCGAAAUUAAAGUCAAACUAUCUGGCGAGAUUAUUAAACAUCCUUUCAGUCAGGUAGGUUCUGAUAAAUAUUGGAAUUUGAAUUAAAUGUGGGAAGAGGUACAUUUUUUAUUUAUUUUAUACUUUUGCUAUGUUUUGAUAUAAUUAAAGGAUAUUGAAAAGGCUGGAAUAAAGAAUAUUGAAAGUUAGUGUGACAUGCGUUUUAUACAUAUAAUAAUAAUUAUUCGUAGCCUACUAUAGUUUAAACUCUUUUUGAUAACUGGUUUUCGUUUUAAUAUGAAUUUUGUAGGUACUAUGUUUUUUUAUAAAUGGACAAUGACGGAUAACGCGAUGAAAUCAAUAAACAAUUUGAUACAAAAAAGUAGAUAGGUAGGUAUUUUAAUACGGGAAACUAUUUUACAUUUAUAUAUCGGCGUAGAUAAUUCGUAACGUUUAUAUCCGUGGUGUAUCAAAAAAAUAAA